AUGCACUUGCACAUGGAUCCCCGCGGAGCACAAUCAGCCCCGCACAGCGCGUCGUCGCUCGCGGCCGGGGCUGUGGAAGCCGAGCUGCCAGCUGCUCCGGCGUGCCUGGACGAGGGCGUUGACUCUUUGGAAGACGUUGAAGACGAGCUCUAUCGUUCCAUCAACCUCGAGCAAUACACCAACGACAAUGGUUUCGAUGACAUCUUCCCCAGCAUCGACUCGCAGUUGGAUGCUGGCAUUGGCCCCGUGGCUGAAGCGAAUGAAGAGGCAUCCGAGCCAGAGAGCGCUGCCGCAGAGCCGGCCGGCGCCGACGACUUUGAAGCCGGCCAUGGAAUUCAAGCACCCGCCAUCCAGGGAACCGCCAUAGCCCAAACCCCCGGAUUCGAGCUGCUGCAGUCUUUUGCUGCCGUCGACCCCCUUGCCGCAUCGUCUCAUACUGAUAACCCAGACCCCCCCCAAUUGGAUGCUAAUCAAGACGCGGUAUCUUCUUUCAAUGCGCCACAAGUCAGGACCAAACUCCAUCAUGGCGUGGCUGGCCAGGCGGUGCCCCCGAGCAACAGCGGCAAAAGGGGCCACGUGCAGCCGCAGCAGGGCGCCGCCUACCACGGCCAAGGUUGGCGCGGUAACCCUCCUACGACUCUGCAUCCGCACACCCAGACGAGUGGUUCGCAAACCCUCAUAAACGCGUCCAGAGCUUUUCGUCUGUCCCCGACUUCCACCAGUUUCCCGGCCAGCAACACGGCGCACCAGCAGCUCCAGCAACUCCAGCAGCUCCAGCAGCUCCAGCAGCUCCAGCAGCAGCCGGUAGCGGGCUAUACCAACGUCCAUUUCCAGUCUCAGCCCCGGCAUCACCAGAGCCAGGGCAACCAGCGGCGGCAGCAGCAAGCCUGCCAGCCCAGCAUGAGAAACGGCUUAUAUGGGACGGCAGCCUCUGUCGCCCAGGCAAACAUGGCCGGGACUCGAGGCUACCAAAUCCAGCCCUCGCUAGGGCAGCAGCUUCAUCAGACUCAAGCCUACAACGCUUCCACCCUGGGUCUUAACUAUCAGGCGUCGCCAAUGUACAACGCAAGCAAUGGCCCCUUGAACGGCUACAUUGCCAAGCCCGACUACUUUGCUCCUGACUCACGGUCCGUCUCUGGCUUUGGCACGACCCUUCCGUACGGCCAAUACCCAUAUACGGGAACGCGCAGCCACGCGAGCGCUCCAUCCAGAGGAUCAACUCUGGCUUCUUUACUUGAUGAUCAGACUUCAGAGUAUUCGCUGCCCCGUGCACACUAUCCAACCCCCGAGAUUGCCGCUCAGGAAAUCCCCCCUUACGGGAACGUGAGGACGAGCUCAAGCUUCCUGGGCCAGCCCAAAGCGACAGGCCUGGCAGGAGCUCAGGGCAACAAGAGGGCGGCUCCCCACGACAACUCGGGAGGCAAUGCCCAAGAAAACGGGCCAGAGGAGCCAAGCGGGGGCGGACAGGGAUAUCCAGGCGAGAACCAGGGGGGAGAGACUGCUGGCAGCCACGAUUUCAACGGCCGGCACUCUCUCCCCGCGACCAUCCCGACGGCCUCUCCUGCAGGCGUCAAGGCGCCGCAUGCAAAACUAGCCGUGCCUCAGAGCCUGUCGCCGCCCAAAGGCCAACUGAACUCUCCCGUGACCUGGCUAUCAAUUGAAGGAGAAAUGGUAAUGCCGGAUUGGGCGAGGCACGGCAGGGUCUCGUCGGACCGAAGGAAGGUGAAGAGGAACGACAAGGAAAGCGAUCCAAAAUACUUCUAUCACACCCUCAAGAUGCCGCCUCUGGAGUUUGGACCUUCAACGGCAGGUGGAUGCCAUCGGUACACGUACACGUCUGGUGUUCAGCUCGUCGAGGGCCGAGCGUUCAGCAAGGAAGAGAUUGCCGGGUUUAUCUCUGGGAGGCCUGGUGGUGAACCUUGCAGGCUUCGGGUUCAGGGGACGCCGUCGCAAAUCGCCAGGCGCCUGGAGAAGGACGACCGCCGGUGUCGAUGGGAUUGCUGCCCCAUGGAGUCGCGCACGAUUGGCCCGGGGUGGUACCGCGUCGCCUUUGACGAGUUUCCAGACUGGACCAGCGACGGGACGCUGGACCCCUACAAGAUGGCGGGCAUGAUGCACCUGUGGUGCUUUGAGCAGUGCUUCGAUAUGGUCAAGCUUUUCGACGAGAACCGGCUCGAGGGCGAAAAUCGAAGCUUUCCCAAGGAGGAAAAAAAUACAACGGCUCUGACGCGAGACACGGACCGCGAAAUCAUCCACAAAGCAUACCUGCCAUGGUUCCGGGAGCGCAAGGCAAAGGAAGGGACAAGGCCCGACAACGGCCCUUGGAAGCCCCGAGAUCACGUUGACUCCUUGUCGUAUAUACUCACCCGGCACCACUUGGAUCACCAGACACCAGCGCGGCAAACAUCACGCGUGAAGCGCAACUUACAUAAGAGAAAGGACGAUAUGACGACGAUUGAUUGUCACAUGGGAGACUUGUCCAAGUAUGCGGAGGCGAUGAAAAAUGUCAAGGAGGCGAAGAGGGAGAGGAAGAGGGAGGAAUUCCGUCAACUAUCUACUGCCGAGGAUGCGUUGCUGUCAGAGAACGACGACCCCGAGCAGGAAAUGGGGGCUGGCGGCGAGACAAGCUCGAGAGGCCGAGGCGCGCGGCGGACGGGACGAGGUGUCGCUGGAGGCGGGAUGGAGACAGUACACGAAGAGGGGGAAUACGAUCUUGUCGGGCUGGGGACGGUAAAUGGAGGCGCUGACCAAGCCAUGGCGUACGCGGACGGGUUCAAUCCGCUGGCCCACUUUGUCGAGGAACAGGUGCCCAGCCUGAUGCAAACCAGGGCGCACGGCGCGGCAAGCAGUGGACGGUAUCCCAAACGGAAUCGGGGCACCUCCGACGAAGGCCGUGGCGACGAGCAGAUGAUGGAGGCGCAGCGUCUCAACGCGAAGCGCAAGCGAGACGAGCACCAGGUGGAAGAGGCCCAAGGACGAAGCUCGAAGCGGGGCCGUACGGUCCAGCAGCAGCAGGUCCAGCAGCAGCAAGUCCAGCACCAGCAGGUCCAGCACCAGCAGGUCCAGCAGCGGCAGGCCCAGCAGCAGCAGGCCCAGCAGCAGCAGCAGCAGCAGCAGCACCAGCAACGGCACGCACAAGGCCACGACGAGGGCCCGCAGGACAACGACAUGCCGGGUGACGACGCUGACGGCGACGUGCCACGACCGCAGGGGGAGCAGUUGGGCAGCGAAGUGGACGGAGAGUUUUGGGGUAUCGCGGGCGCGGGCGCGGGCGCGGGCGACUUGGGCUCGUUUGACGGAGGGCCCGACUUUGCCGACUUUUGGAACGAGGGAGGGUUCAAGUGA
This is a messenger RNA of Hirsutella rhossiliensis, 3345 nucleotides long. RefSeq lists its product as uncharacterized. Bases 1 to 3345 code for a protein of 1114 amino acids. The transcript has a single exon. Lineage: Eukaryota; Fungi; Ascomycota; Sordariomycetes; Hypocreales; Ophiocordycipitaceae. The record is from RefSeq and is a predicted model, not a curated record.